This is a messenger RNA of Terrapene triunguis (Three-toed box turtle), 969 nucleotides long. Its product is annotated as olfactory receptor 11A1-like. The coding region runs from base 1 to 969 and encodes 322 amino acids. Gene Ontology annotation, biological process: G protein-coupled receptor signaling pathway. NCBI's taxonomy places the organism in Eukaryota, Metazoa, Chordata, Testudines, Emydidae. Gene Ontology annotation, molecular function: olfactory receptor activity; G protein-coupled receptor activity. Gene Ontology annotation, cellular component: membrane. The record is from RefSeq and is a predicted model, not a curated record. The transcript has a single exon.
AUGACCCACAUACAGAAAGCAGAAGUGGACAAUCAAACGGUCGUCACCAAGUUCAUCCUCUUGGGAUUCGGGGAUCUCCCUGAACUGCAUACUCUUCUCUUCCUGCUGUUUCUAGUGAUCUACAUUGUGACCGUGGCCGGGAACAUCCUCAUCAUUGCUCUAGUUGUGGCUGAUCAGCACCUGAACACCCCCAUGUACUUCUUCCUCGGGAACUUGUCCUUUGUGGAGACCUGCUACAGUUCCACCAUCCUACCCAGGAUGCUGUCCAGUCUCCUGACUGGAGACAGAACUAUUUCUGUCUGUGGCUGCAUCAUGCAGUUUUAUUGUUUUGGUUUCUUGGCAUGUACAGAGUGUUAUCUCCUAGCAGCAAUGUCUUAUGACCGGUAUUUAGCUAUAUGUAAACCUCUGCAUUAUGCAGCCCUUAUGAAUGGCAGAACCUGGGUUCUAGCAGCUGGGUCAUGGCUAUGGGCAUUUGUGGCUAGUACCAUAACUGUAUGUUUGAUGUCACAAUUAACAUUCUGUGGCCCCAGUGAAAUCAACCAUUUCUUCUGUGAUCUCAACCCAUUGAUUAAACAUUCCUGUCAUGACACCAACCUGAUCACGCUGCUGAGUUUCACACUCACCUCCAUAGGUGUCCCUUUCCCAUUUCUAUUAACCCUGGCAUCCUACACUUUUAUCAUCACCACCAUUUUAAGAAUCCCUUCCACUACCGGGAAGAAAAAGGCAUUUUCUACCUGCUCCUCUCACCUCAUGGUGGUGACAAUUUUCUAUGGGACUAUAAUCAUUGUCUAUAUUUUACCAGACACUGACACUCUUAGAGACCUCAACAAAGUGUUCUCUGUCUUCUACACUGUCCUGACUCCCCUGGUCAAUCCCCUCAUCUACAGCCUGAGGAAUAAAGAGGUCAAGGAGGCCCUGAGAAAGAUCAUCCAUAAAUUGAUGGUGCUCACAGGAAUUCAGAAGGAGUGA